This is a messenger RNA of Poecilia latipinna (sailfin molly), 3484 nucleotides long. It is a transcript of the gene simc1, whose product is annotated as SUMO interacting motifs containing 1. Bases 350 to 2923 code for a protein of 857 amino acids. Lineage: Eukaryota; Metazoa; Chordata; Actinopteri; Cyprinodontiformes; Poeciliidae. The transcript has 11 exons. The record is from RefSeq and is a predicted model, not a curated record. Gene Ontology annotation, molecular function: SUMO polymer binding.
AAGGAAGCGGUAAAACGAUGCCUAUCAUUUUCGUGCUGCUGUUAUGAGAUUACAGCUUGCUAAAAACGUUUUGAGGUGGUUUAUUUGAACGCUGGAUAUGCCCGACAGCAUUAUGAGUGUGGCGUGGAAUUCUAACCAGGAAAUGCUGUUUGACGCCUCGGCAGAGAGGCGUCAUGUGUUUUGUGAAAAACAUGAUGGGCAUUUUCCCCAUUCACGAUAGAUCGUCUUUGUUCGGGACAGUGCCAGCUGCCGCGGGGUCUGCAUGACAAGGUGAAGCUUGCGUGAGCGGCGGCCCUCCUGCUCCCGUAGACCUUCUGCUUCGUGUGAAGCGCUGGAUGACGGGGAAGAGAUGGAAGAAGUGAUCUCCCUCAGCUCAGACGACUCCGAUCUAGAGAUCGUCGGCUCUUACGGUGGCUUCACCAAGUCUGAGCCCCCACCGCCGCUGUCAGAGGUUCGAGUGGAUGUCGAAGCGGUAAACGUCAACAUCCCACGGCAUUACAUUGACCUCACUGAUCCAAGAUGGGCUUGUCCAGAGCUCAAGCUGCGCCCAAGGUUUAACAUCCCAGGCUCAUCUGUUAUAGACUUGACUGCAAAUGAGAUAAAGGAGACAAAGCCAGAGACAAAGAGCUCCCUUGACUUGACUGAGACAAGAGUGACAAAGCCAGAAAUAAAGGACUGCUUUGAAGUUGGUGACAGUCAGUUCAACCAAAGCAUUGUGAAUAAAAAUAAUGUCUUAAAUGGCCAAGGUCUUAAACUACAAGAAAACUCUUCCGGACACUCCCACAUCUUCCCUCUGCAGCAGGACUGUGGCACCCAAAGUCCAAAGCAGAGACGAUUGAAUUCGCCGAUGCAACCACAGAAGCAGAACCUUGCAAUACAACCCUCUCAGGAUGCACCUAAUGUGGAACUAGAUCAAUUGCCUUUCAUCGAGUCGCAUAUCAAGAAUCUGAAAAGAUCAGGCAGUUGUGUUCAGCUAACCAAAGAUUCUCCACAGAUGUCACAGUGUUUUAAACCAAACAAUCGCUUUGAAGCACAAGAAUCUGCAACUAGUUCAGACAUAGUUUCUUCUACAUUAUAUGUUUCUCUCACAGAACCCGCGGUCCCUAAGUGUCUUCCUAUCAUGUUGAAAACUACAACAAAAGAACAUGAAACCCCCCAGGAAUAUACAAACAACCUGUUGCAAGAUCAAGCAACGCAGGACCUACAAAUUCCAACUGACUGUCCUAUUGUGGGACAUGAUGAUGCAAACUUAAAGCAGCACAAAACUAUGGAAAAUAAGCUAGAUGGCUUUCAUUCAUCUGACAUGAUUCCAUCAUCAACUUCAUAUCAAGAUAAACCUCAAAAAGAAGCUAUUUGCUCCAAUUUGGAAAAGCUGGAUUUAGAUAAUUCAGAUUCUGGACAAAGAUCUCCCUCCAAUCAUCCUUCCUCUCAGUCUUCUCAAAGUUCUAAGGCUGACUCUGUCUCAUACCCAAGUUCCAGUCCUCUCAAUCAUACAAACCGAGGUGGCCAAUCACCCAGGUCUCCCUACAUGCCUAGUGAAAAGAUGCAUGAGUGGGAGCUGCAGUCACAGACCUAUGAAGAGGAUACCGGAGGUGAUAGUCCGGUGUCCUUGCCUUGGCAAGGAGAAAGCGAUAGAGAAGACAUGAAUGAAGAGAGCAGAUGUUGCACAGAUUUCCGAGAGGCCAGUAGAGAGGAUCGUAGACAUGUGUGCCCAAUCACUCUUAAGAAAUUAAUGGCUGGACACCAUCAAGUCCUGAAUGACAUUUCUCUCUGUCACCUGCCACCAGUUGGAAUGGAGAUCGAUAAAGAUAAUUUAAACCCUAAAGCUCCUGAGGUGCUGUGUCGUCAGAGCCUGAGUCUGGUCUAUAGUACAAUCGAGGAGAACUACCCAGAAGGCACUUUGCAGCUGCUGUCUGACCUACUGCAGCCUGGAUACUAUCCUCCCAAAGAUAUAACCACCCACCUUCUUCGUGGUAUCCUGCUUGACCCACACUGUCCCUAUCAUCUCAGCUUGCAGGCUUAUAAUCUGCUUAUGAGGACUCAGAGACACCACCGGGCUAAUAGAUCCUCUGUUCCGUGGGAUUGGGAGUUGCUUACCUCGGUUAUGUCCAAUCAGCUUGAGCAGAGCAAGCAACAAGAUGAUGGCAAAAAGGAAAAUCAAUGGGACAUUAUCUGCCUGCUUUUGGAGUACUGUGUGCAGACUUUAGAGGAUGACUUUACUGCCAGAUGCUCUUCAUCUUCCCUCAGCCAUUCCAUCGCAAAGGCAACUCUGUCAUGUGACCGGCAGUUUUCUCGGGUCAGAGAUGUUAUCAAGUGGCUGUUUUGUGUCAUUAUGAAAACAACCGAAAAUGACGACAGCAAAGAAGGAAUCAAAAUUAAGGAUGAGCAAAUAAGAAUAGUGUCCGUCUUCCAAAGGAUGCUGUCUCUGGCCCUGGAGGUUGACCGUUCUCCUGCUCUGAACUCUGCCAAGCUUUCCGAUGAGCUCUUCCAUAUGGUCCUCAGCCACAUGCCUCUAAGAGCACACAGGAUGUUGUUGUUGGAGAGCCUGCAGAGUAAGCUGCUGAGCUGUAAGCUGUUGGAACAGUUGCUGGACUAUGCAUGCCCAGAGAAGGUCUCUAUUCCCAUGUCGCUUAAGCUGCUGCUUCACUUUCUGAAGAACUGCACUCUAGCUGCUGACCCAACGGAUGGCUUGGAGCGCUGGCGAAAGUGGGAAGAGUUGAUCCAUCUUCUCUGGAUGUUACUGCUCAGCUAUAGCAAAGCAAUGAAAGUCUCGCAGAACAUCUAUGGGACGUGGCAAACGAACACAUCUCGACCUCGGAGCCCCAUCUUGCAUUUUACAGGACUUGAAGAAUCUGCUGCUGACAACUUGGUCAGCGCAGAUACCGCAGCACAUCUUCGUGGGUCUAAUGAGUCCAUAUCUUGACAGAUCGCUGCUGUUAUGGCAGCAUAAGAAAAACCAGAACACCAUUAGCCAGAUGAUACCUGAUCAGUGUAUUUCCUUUUCCUGCUCUCACCUUUAUUGCCCACCUUCCUGUCACAGUUGCAAUUAAAUUAAGUUGUAGAUUUGUUUAGUGUUUUUUUUUUUUAACUUUUUUACUCAAUUAUCUGUAAUAAAAUUUUGCUUUGCCAAGUGGUUUGUUAUAUAUUGACAUGUAAACUGCAAUGUUUGUUCCUUGUGAAUGCACUCAUAUGCUAAAGUUACUUUUUUUGCUGCUCUUUUUACCACUUUUCUGAAUAUUGAUUGUAUUAAAGGUCUAACUGGUCAUGGUCACUAAACAAUGAUGUGCUCUUAGUUUGAAGAGGUCAUAAAUAGUAUUACUUUUUGCAAACUUAAUUUUAGAUAUUUAGAAGUCUUAAAAGACCAGGUCAAAAAGUAUAUUUUACUGUUUCAUAUUUGUAUACUUGAUAAAGAAUUGGGGCUUACACUGUGAUGCAUAAAAUUAGGUUGAUGCUGGUAUUAACAUUUAAGAAAAAAUUUUUUCAU